AAAUUCAACAGGUAGAGAUUCCCCCCCCCACACACACCCGGUGCAUCAUGCAAAGAGGCGAAGAGAAGCUUGGAGGAGGAGCCUGGGCUUCCCUUUAUGCUUCGAGCGAGCACGAAGGUUCCGACCUGAGCCGCUGUUCCCGGGGGGACGGUUUUGGGCGUUGCACCGCGGCCCUUCCUUCCGGCGCCGGUGCCCGGGAAGCAGAAAAAUCCAUGUGUGAAUUCUUUUGUUGGCAAGUAACCCCGUACAGCUUACUACAGAACUACAGUCGUUUUGGACGCUGAGCCAUAAGAAUCCAGAGAUCUCCUCCUCCUGCGCUGAGGAAAACAUGCUUGACGAUGGUGGUCCAAGUGGAGGCAGCAGCCAAGAUCCAGACCCUUUGUGGAAGCGUCUCCAGUCUCUCUGGGCAGCGAAAAAUGUGGAGAAGCUUGAGGAAGAGAUCCAGGUGGGCCUGGCUGCUCUGGAAGACCCUUUGGAGUGGCUUUUGGACAGGCUGGAAGACAGCCGGGAGUGGAAAGGGAAGGGGCACAGCUUGGCGACCCACGUGGUCCGGGGGCUGCAAACCUGGCUCAAGAAACAUCCCGGGGGCCAACAGUCCGGCUUGAAGCUAAAGAAACUCCAGGCCCGGGUGUUCCCCAUCCUUGCUCAAUGCCACGGAAACUUGCUGGGCCCCCUGAUCGUCAUCUAUCAGCUCCAUGCCGCCGACCGCCACUAUCUGCUGGGCCAGAUCAGCCACCUCUUCCACAAGAACAAGUACAAAGAGGCUGCCGUUCUAAGCAUCAAACUGAACCUGCAGCCAGACCUGACACUGGAGGAGAUGUGCGUCCCGCUGCUUCUCCAAGACAAGACAGACCUCGUGGAAGCUUACGUGGAAGGCUACCCCGACCUGCAGGAGCAGCUCCUGAGGAUGCUGGACUCGUGGUUUGCGCCCGGCGUCCAGAUCAAGAAUGUCAUCAGGAGCUAUCCAGGCCUGUCCAAUAUAAAGACAGAGAAACUCAACCACCGGACGUUGACCAAAAUGGCCUUUCGGUUCCUGGACAAAUACCACCUAGAUCCAGCUCUUUGCCCCAACGUGAUCAACCAGAGGCAUCUGGGCACCCUUAAGUACCUAGUCCGCAAGAGGUUUGUUGAGAAAACGAUGACGCAGGAGAUCUGGAUGGAUCACGUCCAGGGGCAGCAACAACGCCACCGUCCAAAAGACCGGCUCCAGGAUACAGCCACAGCUCGGAAAGUUGCCUUUCUCAAAGCAGAUCCUCACCCCCCCAUCCUGCCUGCAUUUGUCCAGCCUUCUUCCGUGAAUCCUGCUUUUCCUCUCGAGAUGCUCAGGGCCCUGCAUGCAUCAAGAGAUUUCCUUAGGUGCUGGGAACGCCUGAUUGUCACAGAAGGCGCUUCCCUCUGCCUCCUGCAGUCAGCAAAGUCGCUGGCUUUGCUUUCCGAUUGGUCCCCGAGAGGUAAACACGGGCGUCGUUUCCAAAGGGUUUCCCCAAACAGCACCGUGCGGGAGAACCGAUGGCUGCAGGAAAAGCUGAUCCAGCUGCUGGUCCGUUGCGGGGGCCUGGAGGUGGCCGCGUGGUGGGCUCUGCAUUACGGCCUCCCCAGGGGAAGCCUCCCCGAUGGUGUGAUGGAAGAGAUGGAGAAGCUGAAGCUGCAGGAGAGGAAAGACUGCCCAGAAGAGGUGGCGAAUAUGGCUGAGGGCCGGAAGAAGGACGGUUAUUAUCGCCUCCCCAUCCCGAGAGACCAGGUCCUUCUCUUAUCCACCUGGGAAGAGGUGCAGAAAGCCAAGGAGUCUGUGCUACAGCCCGGCCGGAUCGUUGGCAUCGACAUGGAGUGGCGUUCCUCCUUUGGCUUCGUGGGGGAGAAGCCCCGUGUCUCGCUCGUCCAGCUGGCCAUCCAGGGCAGGGUUUUCCUCCUGGACAUGCUGCAGCUGCUCAGGCAGGACCAUCAGGGGGAGGAGGAGGAAAGGCUGGCCUGCUUCUUCCAGGCCCUUUUCGCCGAUCCUGCCAUCACCAAGCUCGGCUAUGGGAUGUUGGGGGACCUGUGCAGCCUCAGGGGGACCCGUGUGGCUUUCCAGGAGGUGGGCAAGCAGAUGUGCGCCUUCCUGGAUCUUCUAGCUGUGCAGAGACAGUUCCCGAAAGGCUUCAAGGAGGCAAAGAAGGGCUUCCAGGAGGUGGACUCUUUCCCGGCGGAAGGCGGCAAGCAGGUUCGGGGACUCAGCCUGCUGGUGCGGGACCUCCUCGGGAAACCCCUGGACAAGACGGAGCAGCUCUCCAAUUGGGACAGGAGGCCUCUCCGAGAGGACCAGAUUCUCUAUGCAGCGUCAGAUGCUUACUGCUUGCUGGAGAUUUACGCAACCCUGUUGAAGGAUCCGGCGGCCUUUGGUCUGAGUCCCGACCUCAUGACGCCUCUGGUGGGCAAGACCUGCCCCGGAGCCAAAGCAAAGAAGUCCGCGAGGCAGGAAAAGGUGCGGAGUCCACACACAGAGAUCUCUGAACCAGCUCCGGAAGGGCCCCCUGCCGCUUCGUCCUCCGUUCCGAUCCAGGACUUCCGCGUGGUCUGUGACAACAUGCUGCAGGGCCUGGGCCGGUAUCUGCGCUGCCUUGGGGCGGACGUCCAGAUCCUGGAGAACGAGGAUGAGCACCGGAAGGCGGCUGAGAUUGCAAGACAAGAAGGACGAGUGAUUUUAACCUCUGGCCUUCCGUAUCAGACGCUGCAUUGGCAGGUGGGGGAAGGCCACUGCUUCCAGGUGGAUUGCUCCGAGAAGGCCAAGGACCAAGCCCUCCAGGUGUUGAAGCAUUUUGGGGUCCAGGUCAACCUGGCCGACGUCUUCAGCCGUUGCCAGGCCUGCAACUGCAAUCAGUACCUGAAGAUCCCUAAGGAGGAGAUGGUGCAAAUGAUGAAAGAGUCGGUCCCCUUGAAGGCGGAAGACGCUCCUUCAGGCGAACCCUCACCCAGCGGUUCCCAUCGGAGCGCCGAAGGAGCGACUCUGGCCGGCCGGCCAAGCUUGGCCAAGGAAUCGGCGCUCCUGCUGCUGCCCAGCGGUAACCCCUUGAGGAUCGAGGCCGUCCCACCAGGCGUUUUGCUCAAGGAGGACCUGGACUACUUCUACGGCUGCAGCCGGUGUGGCAAAGUGUUUUGGGAAGGGUCCCACUUCGGGCGGCUGGUCUCCCAGUUCCAGGAGGUGCUGGAUCUCUCGGAAGGCAGCCGGAGCCUCUACAAUCCGGCCUGAGCACGGUUCACGGAGGGACUUGAAGGGGUCCUGAGCUGUAAUCUGCAGCCGCCCAUGUUGAAACAAAUAAGUAAAUAGAUUGUGCUCUCUUGAAGGAGUCACACCGCUGUCUGUUU
This is a messenger RNA of Pogona vitticeps (central bearded dragon), 3342 nucleotides long. The record is from RefSeq and is a predicted model, not a curated record. NCBI's taxonomy places the organism in Eukaryota, Metazoa, Chordata, Lepidosauria, Squamata, Agamidae.